AUGAAAUUCCACAACCAAUUUCUUUUUAAUUUCAAACGUCUAUUAUUUCCCAUCAUCAUCAUCAUCCUUGCGGUGUUGCUUUCUUUUUCCCAUUUCACUGCUUGUGAAGCUUCUUCUUCUUAUUCUGCAGCUCCAAUUAGAGAAAAGGAAAGAGAGGCUCUUCACAAGCAAACCCAAUCUCUAAUUCUCUCCUCCUGGGCUCCAAACACCAGUAGCAGCCCUUGCAAUUGGGUUGGGAUUCAUUGCAAAAAGGGUAAUGGAAGUGUCACCCACAUACGCCUUCAAAGUGUUGGUUUAAGAGGUACACUUCACUAUCUCAACUUCUCAUGCUUCCCUCAUCUCCGUAGCAUCGAUCUUUAUAACAAUUCACUCUACGGGACAAUCCCCAACCACAUCACUAGCCUUUCCAAGCUCACCUAUCUUGACUUGUCUUUUAAUUCUCUCUCUGGAGCAAUUCCAUCUGAGAUAGGGAAACUGAUGUCGCUCACUGAGAUGUCACUCGCGACCAACAAUCUCAUAGGUCCAAUCUCUGCUACAAUGUGGAACUUGACCAACUUGACCGUUCUAUACCUUUAUGACAACAAACUUUCAGGACCCAUCCCUCAAGAAAUUAGAAUGUUGAGGUCUUUUGUCGAUUUGGAGUUGUUCGAGAACUUCUUCUCAGGUUCAAUACAUGCUUGGAUGAAGAACUUGGUCAACUUAAACACUUUAUACCUUUAUAAAAAUAAACUAUCGGGACCCAUCCCUCAAGAAAUUGGAAUGUUGAGGUCUCUUGUCAAUCUCGAUUUGUCCGAGAACAACUUCUCAGGUCCAAUACCUUCUUCGAUAGGGAAUUUAUGCAACUUAACCAUGUUGCCCCUUCACGAAAAUCAACUCUCUGGAUCCAUUCCAUCCACUAUUGGGAACUUGACCAAGUUGAGUGAGAACGAGAUUACUGGUCAUUUACCACAUAACAUAUGCCGUGGUGGAACACUUGUAAAUUUCACUGCAUUUGGCAACAAUCUCACAGGUCCAACCCCUAACAGCUUGAAGAGUUGCACUAGCUUAUUCAGAGUUAGGCUUGAAAGAAACCAACUUUCUGGAAAUAUAUCAAAUGAUUUCGGCAUAUAUCAAAACUUAAAUUAUAUUGAUUUGAGUGAUAAUAAAAUGUUCGGUGAGCUUUCUAGUAAAUGGGGCCAGUGCCAUAAUCUUAUAAGCUUAAGAGUGUCCAACAACAAUAUUUCUGGUGAGAUACCACCUGAAUUGGGAAAUGCAACUCAGCUACGUGUACUUGACAUCUCUUCAAACCAUCUCAUUGGAAAAAUCCCAAAGAGUUUAAGAAGGUUAACCUCAUUGAUAAACCUUGAUUUAAACAACAACAAACUUUCAGGAAACAUUCCUUUGGAAAUUGGUGAGCUGUCAGACUUGGAACGUCUUAAUUUGGCAGCAAAAUAUCUAAAGGGCUCAAUUCCGGGACUGUUAGGAGAGUGUGUGAAACUAUUGUAUUUGAAUUUGAGCAAAAAUAUUCUUGCUGAAGGUAUUCCUUUUGGCAUAGGCAAUUUACACUCUCUUGAAAACCUUGAUGUCAGCCACAAUUUAUUAAAAUGGAAAAUACCAACCCAACUUGGACAAUUGGAGAAGUUAGAAGCAUUGAAUCUCUCCCACAAUAAGCUUUCUGGAUCCAUUCCAUUGACUUUUGAAGGUAUGUUAAGUUUGACUUCUGUUGAUGUAUCAUACAAUCAGUUGCAGGGUCCUGUUCCAAAAAAUAAAGCCUUUCAGGAGGCAUCAUUUAAUGCAUUCCGUAAUAACAAAGCUUUAUGCGGCAAUGCCACUAGUUUGAAGGCUUGCGCCCCCACAAAGAACAAUGAUGCUAAUAAAGAGAAGAGCAACACACUUGUGAUUUUGAUUAUAGUCCCUCUUUUAGAACUUGCUUAUACAAUGGAAGUGAAUGAGAAAUGUGAUGUUUUUAGCUUUGGAGUGUUGGUAGUAGAAUUGAUCAUGGGAAAGCAUCCAGGCGAGCUCAUCUCCUCUCUAUCAUCAUCAUCUUUAUCGCCACCGACAUUGGUUGUUCGAGAUAUACUCUUGAAGGAUGUGUUGGAUCAAUGUCUUUCACCUCCAAUGGCAGAGGAAUUAGUCUUUAUCACCAAGCUAGCUUUUGCAUGCUUGCAUGCAAGUCCCCAAUCUCGGCCAACAAUGAGAGAAGUCUCCACAGAGCUAUCGAAACAAGGGCCAACUCUGCAAAAUCCAUUCCACAAGAUUACACUAGGACAACUGCUUGAUUUUGGAUGUUUAGCCUCCUGA
Cornus florida is the source of this 2280-nucleotide messenger RNA. RefSeq names its product MDIS1-interacting receptor like kinase 2-like. Gene Ontology annotation, molecular function: protein binding; protein kinase activity. Gene Ontology annotation, biological process: protein phosphorylation. Bases 1 to 2280 code for a protein of 759 amino acids. The transcript has 3 exons. Lineage: Eukaryota; Viridiplantae; Streptophyta; Magnoliopsida; Cornales; Cornaceae. The record is from RefSeq and is a predicted model, not a curated record.